Molecule: messenger RNA, 2872 nt
Organism: Acinonyx jubatus (cheetah)
Lineage: Eukaryota; Metazoa; Chordata; Mammalia; Carnivora; Felidae
Gene: THNSL1
Product: threonine synthase like 1
Exons: 4
Coding region: 577-2808 (743 amino acids)
Cellular component (GO): cytoplasm
Source: RefSeq, a predicted model, not a curated record
GGGCCUCGGGCCUGGGCCGUGGGCGAGCCGGGGAGAGGCCCCGAGGUGUGGGAGUCCGUCCCGAGGCGGCAGUGGCGGCUCCUGGACGCUCCUUCCCAUUUUCUUUCCUUUCCCCCUAGUCUUCUCAGUGUGAUUUUCUUGUGUCACAACAUGGCUUUGAGUCAUAAAGGAGGAUGAUAGGCAGUUGAUCCUCACUUUUCACAGGUUCGACAUUUGUGAAUUCUGCUCGCUAGAAUUUAUUUAUAACCCCAAGGUAAUUCCCUGCAGAACCUGUGCAUUUGUUCAUGGACACACGCACUGUGGCGAAAGAUAGGAGUCUCCUGAUGCGCGUGCUCCAAGCUGAGGUCAAGCAAGACUCCGUUUUUUUGCUAAGAUUGACUUUGCCUCAGCAUCAACAAACUCUUCAUCUAAGAUUGGUUCCUGUGUGUCAUAUAUUUACAAGUCAGUGGAAAUUACAAGUCAGCACAUACAAGCUGAAAAGCCAAAUAAGGAAAUGUAAUCCUUCCCUUGACAGUUCUAAUUUAACUUGGCUAAAGCCAGUUUUUAGGUUGACUUGGGCAGAAAAGUGAAAAGAGAAUGCUCCACUUUAACCGGUGUCCGCAUCUGAAACAAAUAGCCCAGAAAUGUUUUCCUAGUGUACAUGUUAGAACGGAUAAACAUGUGCAGCUGUUUCUUUCAAGAACCUUUGCACUUGCAGAAUUCAGGAAGUCAUGGCACUCAACCCACUCUCUUGUCGGAGACAAAAAUAUUAUCCUGAUGGGACCUCCUGGUGCUGGGAAAACAACAGUAGGCAGAAUAAUAGGUCAGAAACUAGGUUGUUGUGUCAUAGACGUGGAUGAUGAUAUCCUUGAAAAAACCUGGAAUAUGAGUGUGUCUGAAAAAUUACAGGAUGUUGGUAAUGAGCAAUUUUUAGAAGAGGAAGGAAAAGCUGUGUUAAACUUCUCUGCAUCUGGAAGUGUGAUUUCCCUUACUGGGUCCAAUCCAAUGCAUGAUGCUAGCAUGUGGCAUCUGAAGAAAAAUGGGAUAAUUGUAUACCUGGACGUACCUCUAAUAGAUCUAGUCAGUCGUUUAAAAUUCAUGAAAGUAGAUAGGAUUGUAGGUCAGAAUGCUGGCACAUCUAUGAAAGACUUACUUAAAUUUAGAAGACAGUAUUAUAAGAAAUGGUACGAUACCCGUGUUUUUUGUGAAAGUGGGGCUUCCCCAGAGGAGGUAGCUGACAAAGUGCUUAAUGCAGUUAAAAGAUACCAAGAUGUGGACUCAGAAACGUUCAUUUCAACAAGACACAAUUGGCCUAAAGACUGCAAGCAGAAGGUCUCAACAAAAUUCUUUAGUGAAGCAGUGAUUGAGGGGUUAGCUUCUGAUGGUGGACUCUUCGUUCCUGAGAAGGAGUUUCCAAAAUUAAACUGUAGGGAGUGGAAAAGCCUAGUAGGAGCAACCUACAUAGAAAGAGCACAAAUACUAUUGGAAAAGUGUAUACAUCCUGCUGACAUACCUGCUGCCAGAUUGGGAGAAAUGAUUGAAACUGCUUAUGGGGAAAACUUUGCCUGCUCAAAAAUCGCCCCUGUCAGGCACCUUUCAGGCAACCAGUUCAUCCUGGAGCUGUUCCAUGGACCAACAGGAUCAUUUAAAGAUUUGUCUUUACAGCUUCUGCCUCAUCUGUUUGCACACUGUAUUCCACCAAGCUGCAAUUAUAUGAUACUUGUAGCUACGUCAGGAGACACGGGCAGCGCAGUCUUAAAUGGUUUUAGUCGUAUUAAUAAGAAUCACAAGCAAAGAAUAGCCGUGGCCACAUUUUUCCCUGAAAAUGGAGUAAGUGAUUUUCAAAAAGCACAAAUAAUUGGCAGCCAGAAAGAAAAUGGGUGGGCAGUGGGUGUCAAGUCAGAUUUUGAUUUUUGCCAGACAGCUAUAAAAAGAAUUUUUAAAGAUUCUGACUUUACUGGCUUUCUUAUUAUGGAACAUGGAACUAUCUUAAGUUCAGCUAAUUCCAUCAACUGGGGCCGACUGCUUCCCCAAGUAGUUUAUCAUGCUUCUGCAUAUCUUGAUCUUGUUAGCCAAGGAUUUAUUUCUUUUGGAAGCCCAGUGGAUGUCUGUAUUCCCACAGGAAACUUUGGUAACAUUUUAGCAGCAGUGUAUGCCAAAAUGAUGGGAAUCCCUAUUCGAAAAUUUAUUUGUGCCUCUAAUCAGAACCAUGUUCUGACUGAUUUUAUAAAAACAGGACAUUAUGAUCUGAGGGAAAGAAAAAUAACUCCUACCUUUUCACCAUCAAUAGAUAUUCUUAAAGCUUCAAACCUGGAACGACAUUUACACAUGAUGGCUAAUAAAGAUGGAGGGUUAAUGGCAAAAUUAUUUAAUCAACUAGAAGAGCAGCAGCACUUCCAGAUAGACAAGAUGCUAGUCGAGAAACUUCAGCAGGAUUUUGUAGCCGACUGGUGCUCUGAGAGAGAGUGCCUUGCAGCUAUUCAUUCCACCUACAGUACUUCAGGGUAUAUUCUGGAUCCACACACUGCGGUUGCAAAAGUGGUUGCGGACAGAAUGCAAGACAAAACUUGCCCAGUGAUUGUCUCAUCUACAGCUCAUUACUCAAAGUUUGCACCUGCUAUCAUGCAGGCUUUAAAGAUUAAAGAAAUCAACCAUACUUCAUCAAGUCAGCUUUAUUUACUGAGUUCAUACAACGCAUUACCUCCACCUCAUGAAGCUUUAUUAGAAAGAAUGAAGCAGCAAGAGAAGAUGGAGUACCAGGUCUGUGCAGCUGAUGUGGACGUCCUAAAGAAUCAUGUGGAAAAACUAAUACAAAAUCAAUUCAUAUAAAAAUGUUUUGAGUAAAAUAUUUUUUUCUGGUGAUAAGCAUGCGAUAAUAAAUCACAAACAUUGA